This is a messenger RNA of Oppia nitens, 1115 nucleotides long. RefSeq lists its product as uncharacterized. The transcript is spliced from 2 exons. The coding region runs from base 89 to 1066 and encodes 325 amino acids. The record is from RefSeq and is a predicted model, not a curated record. NCBI's taxonomy places the organism in Eukaryota, Metazoa, Arthropoda, Arachnida, Sarcoptiformes, Oppiidae.
UGAAAAUAUAAAUAAGUGCAUGUAAUAACAGUUUUGUUAUAAAAUUUCAACUCAAAUAAAAUAUUAUAAACUUAAUUAAAAAAACAAAAUGCACAUCAAAUUCCAAAACUUUAUAAUUAUAACUAUUUGGUGUCUAAUUUUGGCCCAAUUAAUAAAUGCAAGUAAAUGUCCAAAACCUGAGUUACUAAAGCCGUGUACAUGUGUUGAAAUCAGUAGUAAGCCAUAUCUAGAUUGUACGGCUGAUCAUAACCUUAACCUACCGGAGCUGUUUGCCAAACUGAGCCGUGAAUUGCCGCGUGAGGAAAGAUAUUUUGAGAAUAUACACAUCAGUGGCGAUAAAAUUGUUGAAUUACCGGCCAAUAUGUUUGCGGACAUCAAGUUUCAUAGAGUAGAGCUCAAAGACUGUCAGAAUUUAAGGUCUAUUGAUAGACAUGUCUUCAAUGGCACCGUUGAUAGCAUACGGAGCUUAUCAUUGAUAAGAUUACCACUAAAUGAAUCCAACGAUAAUACGGCUGUAUUUGAUAUUAUCAAUUCAUUGCAUUCACUUCAAGAGUUAUACUUUGAAAGUAUAAAUUUAAAUACCGUUCCCAACAAUGCUUUUUCCAAAUUAGAUAACUUAUCGCUCAUUAGUUUUCGUAGAGUGUCUACCAAUAGUAUUGGCAAAAAUGUAUUCAAACAGUUAAAGUCAUUGCGUUUUCUCGAGUUUUACGAAGUAAACACUUUGAACAUCAGUGACAAUGCAUUUAGUUUUGACGAAACAGAUGUCAGACUCAGAUUUAUUAUAAUAUUUUCCGCGUUUAACAACAGUGUUAUAAGUGGACAGACAUUUGAUGGUAUGCUAAGACCCGUUACACUGAUAUUUCUUCAUAACGAUAAGAUUCAAUAUAUAAGUAAAGAUACAUUUAAUCGGUUUAUACAACAAAACCCGAGCCAUGAACUGAUAGCACACAUUGAUUGCAAUGAUUGUCGCAAUUAUUGGCUUUUAAUGAUUUCCAAACAAAACAACGGUAUUUACUGUACUAAUGGCAGACAAUUGAAUGAUAAAAGAAAUUUUAUUAAUUGUUAAAAAUGUUUAAUAAAAUUAUCAAAAAAAAUUAAUGAUUUUAAAAAAUUUA